AGGAGGGGGUCAACCAGAGACCACGAGUCCACUAGCAAACCCUCCAUCCCUCCAAAGUGGAACGAGCCCAUAUUUCACGUCCGAAAGAAGACAGUCUUAAGAAAACCACAAGAUGGAAGUUGAAGAGGACGAGUUCAACACUUCCGCGAACGCAUCCCAGAUAUGGAACAGCAACGUGGGGCAACUGAACACCAUCAGAGUCACCAUGUCGGUGGUUCUCUACGUCAUCUGUGUGGUCGGUCUCCUUGGGAACACUUUGGUCAUGUAUGUCUUGGUUCGGUACUCGAAGCUCCGCAACACGGCGGAUGUCUUCAUCUUCAACAUGGCGCUGGCGGACGAGGUGUUCCUGCUUGGCGUGCCGUUCUUCGCGCACCAGUUCGUGGCUGACGAGUGGCCGUUCGGGGCGGUCAUGUGCAAGCUCAUCUACGCCCUGGACGCCAACAACCAGUUCGCCAGCGUCUACAUCCUGGCCUGCAUGAGUAUCGACCGGUACCUGGCCAUCGGGCACCCCAUCCGCUCGCUGGGCAUCCGCACCAGGAAAGUCGCCGCCAUCACGAAUGUCGGGAUCUGGCUGGCGUCCCUGGUCUCCAUCGCGCCCUUCUGGGUCUUCUCUAGCCUGGAGAUUUACCCUGACGGCAGCCAGAUUUGCGAACUACAAUUUCCGAAGGGUUCCAAAGACCUGUACUGGUUCACUGUGUAUCACUUUACCCUGGCCUUUGUCCUGCCCCUGACUGUCAUCACCGUGUGCUACCUGAUGGUGCUCCACAAGCUCGCCACUGUUGUCGUGCCAUCCGAGUCCAACGCUGAGAAACGAACGAAGAAGGUUGCCAAGAUGGUGCUCCUGGUUGUUGUGAUGUUUGUGGUCUGCUGGCUGCCGUUCUACGUCGUGGCGCUCAUCAACAUCACCAAUGAUGUCCGUCCGACCUACGCCUUCCUGGUGGCCUACUUCUUCAGCAUCGGUCUCGGCUACGCCAACAGCUGCGUCAACCCCAUCAUCUACGUGCUGUUCAGCUCAAAGUUCCGGAAGCGCACCCUGGAGGCGCUGUCGUGCCGGGGCAGCUGCUGCGGCACACAGGUCCACCCCAUCGAUGACGUCAACGCCGUGGCGGCUGGCGCCAACGGGCCCGGCAUCAACGACAACAACUACAACAGGACGGGGUUACGCACCGGGCGGACCCCGAUCUCUCAGCCGGCACAGGAGAUGAAGAACCUGCCUGGGCAGAUGUAGAAGCCUCAACAGUUGGUCAAUCAGUCUGAGCGGCUACCGCUAGUACAGGACCAUUAGCAUUUUAGUACCGAGGGGAUAUUCUGACAUCAAAAUUGAAUGUGGAUGGCCGUAUGACUGUG
Messenger RNA from Branchiostoma belcheri (Belcher's lancelet), 1347 nucleotides. Its product is annotated as melanin-concentrating hormone receptor 1-like. Lineage: Eukaryota; Metazoa; Chordata; Leptocardii; Amphioxiformes; Branchiostomatidae. Gene Ontology annotation, molecular function: neuropeptide binding; melanin-concentrating hormone receptor activity. The transcript is spliced from 5 exons. Gene Ontology annotation, cellular component: membrane; neuron projection. Gene Ontology annotation, biological process: neuropeptide signaling pathway. The coding region runs from base 113 to 1228 and encodes 371 amino acids. The record is from RefSeq and is a predicted model, not a curated record.